Messenger RNA from Anoplopoma fimbria (sablefish), 930 nucleotides. RefSeq names its product receptor-type tyrosine-protein phosphatase C-like. Bases 1 to 885 code for a protein of 294 amino acids. The transcript is spliced from 9 exons. Gene Ontology annotation, molecular function: protein binding. The record is from RefSeq and is a predicted model, not a curated record. Lineage: Eukaryota; Metazoa; Chordata; Actinopteri; Perciformes; Anoplopomatidae.
AUGUGGUCUAAACAAGCCUAUGAACCCAACACCAAGAAACUGUCUGAUCUGGAGCCCUUCACAGACUACAGCUGUACUGGUCAGAUCAAGAAAAACAAUGUCCCCGUAAAAAACACGACUGCUUUCAAAGUCAGGAUUGACUGUGAUCUUACAAUAAGCUUCAAAACGCCAACUGUCACCAACAUCUCCAUUCAGUUGAGAUGGGACACGACCAGUAGGAAGUGUGGAGCUGUCCUUCCUGAUCUUAAGAAGCUUUCUUAUGCCUGCAGCUGUAGCCCUCACUACAAUCAGAAACAAAAUAUUCUAGCUAACGUGAAACCGCCAGGACGAGCAUGUAAAAUUGAAGGACUGGAACCAUUUACCACCUAUAACUGUGACGUCCAAACCAAAUACAACUACAAGACAGUUACCCAACCAACUCCAGUUCAUAUCCAAACUGAGGCGGGAAUACCAGACGCUAUCACUUCACUGAAGGUGAAUCAUCCAGAACAUAACGUGAUAAGAGUAACUUGUUCUUAUGGAAAACGUUGGAAAGGGCCUGAGAAGACAUACAUUGCACGUCUUUAUAACGGUGGUGUGACUAAUGAGCUUAAAAACGGAAAGUGCGAUUUUGAAUUCAAAGAUCUAAGCUACUCAACAGAAUAUAGACUGGAGCUGACUGUUUUUAAUGGAUAUCAUCGGAGCGAGCCCAAGAAAGACACUGUUUUCACUUCCUAUAAUGACAAAGCUGUCAUUGGGUUUCUGGUCUUCCUUAUCAUCCUUACAUCUGUGGCUGUGCUUUUGGUCGUCUGCAAGAUUUACAUUCUGAAGCACAGAAAGUCCAGAAAGGUAGCGAAUGAAGACGUGAUGCUUGAACUAGAAGCCAUUUAUGCUAAUGUCCCUUGAUCUGAAGACAAUUGCUGAAGAGGAAAGACCUGAUGGAAUUCUACA